AUGCUAGUUGAAGCAAUACAAAGCACAGUCACACUUCACCUAUAUCUCGGAAGUGGUGAUAGACUUGCUGCUGAAUCUGUAAAAGGUAUACAAGGAGUCGGGAUCAUUGCGAGUUCCAAACAUCUGAUCGCAAACGAGCAGCAAGAAGGUUAUCGCAACCAAGAAAAAACGGUGCCGGACAGACGCCGGACAGUCGAAACAAUAUUGACCAACCUUGAUGAUAGAACGCUACACGAGUAUUAUCUCUAG
This is a messenger RNA of Sclerotinia sclerotiorum 1980 UF-70, 249 nucleotides long. RefSeq lists its product as hypothetical. Gene Ontology annotation, molecular function: hydrolase activity, hydrolyzing O-glycosyl compounds. Lineage: Eukaryota; Fungi; Ascomycota; Leotiomycetes; Helotiales; Sclerotiniaceae. Bases 1 to 249 code for a protein of 82 amino acids. The record is from RefSeq and is a predicted model, not a curated record. Gene Ontology annotation, biological process: carbohydrate metabolic process. The transcript has 3 exons.